Pyricularia oryzae 70-15 is the source of this 915-nucleotide messenger RNA. RefSeq lists its product as uncharacterized. Bases 453 to 680 code for a protein of 75 amino acids. Gene Ontology annotation, molecular function: transcription corepressor activity. Lineage: Eukaryota; Fungi; Ascomycota; Sordariomycetes; Magnaporthales; Pyriculariaceae. The transcript is spliced from 3 exons. The record is from RefSeq and is a predicted model, not a curated record.
AAUACAUCGUACAUUUGAUGAUAGCCCAAAGUGAAAAAGCAAUACCUCUGGCAAGGGAUUAGGCUUGGUACGUGGAUUAGGUGCCCGGAGCUACCUCAUUAUACUGUAUCUAGUAGGUUACUGGGGUCCUACAGUAACUUGGGAAACAGAAACCUCAACGUUCGCCCCACUUCUUUGUUUACUUGAUAUCUGGCUGGUGGAAAGAUGGCGGGGCCAUGGUUCAAUUGAGCAGGUCCGGUUCAGCUCUCCGCCUCAUCCCUCAUUCGAGACUAAUGAAAUACUUGAAAGUCCUGAACAAAGACAGCAACACAAAAUCGUGUGACCAGAAAGCUAGGUACCUUACACCUAGCAACGACAAACCAGAGCCGAAUCUACUACAUUCGGAUCACUGUGCUCGCUGCAAGAUUACUUAGGGGUACCUGGCCUUCCUGCUUCAAUCCAACGGAAUCAAAAUGUCAUCCAACGAAGACAACAACCAAGCCAAAUCAUCUACAAGCGUAGAGGAUCCCAGAGGAGAGCUCACGGCGCAGCUGGAAGAGUUGCUCAACACGCUAUCCAACAAAUUCGCCGGUGUGUCUAGUGAAAUAUUCGCAAAGAUGGAUGAGAUGUCCCGGAGGUUAGACAACAUCGAGGCACAGUUGUCGACACAGCCACAGGAUAAUCAAGGGGGCUCAAAAUGAUAGAGGGUUCAACAAUAGAUUGGUUUACGGAUGAAACUGGCGUUGCUCCGGUUGGCAGACCGUCAUUAUGGCUUUAGGGGUUUUAUGUCACGUCAGCGCAUCGCAUCAUCUUCUGGCAGGUCUGGACAGGAACAGAAUAAUUAACAAUCCUUGAUAAACUCGGUUUUUUCAUUCAUCAUAUCGCCAGGUUCAUAUUAUUUAUAGCCUAGAUUAUAUGAUACAACCGAAUCGAACA